AUGGAUGUCAUAGGACCCAUUGAGCCUUCGGCUUCCAACAGAUAUCACUUCAUCUUAGUCGCCAUCGACUACUUCACCAAAUGGGUAGAAGCAACUUCCCACAAAUUAGUGACCAAGAAAGUCGUGGCUGACUUCGUCAAGAACAAUCUGAUAUGUCGUUUCGGUGUGCCAGAAUCCAUCAUUACAGAUAAUGGUGCCAAUCUGAAUUGCCAUUUGAUGAAGGACAUCAGUGAACAAUUCGAAAUCACUCACAAGAACUCUAUCGCCUAUCAGCCACAGAUGAAUGGAGCCGUAGAGGCUGCCAACAAGAACGUCAAAAGGAUCUUGAGGAAGAUGGUCGACAACUAUAAGAAAUGGCACAAGCAGCUGCCUUAUGCUCUGUUAGGAUACAAAACAACAACUAGAACUUCUACUGGGGAGACCCCAUACCUCCUCGUUUAUGGUACAGAAGCGGUCAUACUCGCAGAAGUGGAGAUCCCUUCACUCAGGUUCAUCCAAGAGGCAGAGUUGAAAGUUGCAGAAUGGGUCAGAAACCAUUAUGAACAGCUAGCCAUUAUAGAGGAAAAGAGAAUGGUGGCGGUGUGCCAAGGACAGCUGUAUAGACAAAGGAUGUGUAGAGCCUUCAAUAAGUGGGUCAGAACUCGACUUUUCCAUACUCAAGUAUGGGCAACUCAUACUCAAGUGAGUCUUCCCUCACUAGGAGGAAUAUAA
Molecule: messenger RNA, 711 nt
Organism: Lycium ferocissimum
Lineage: Eukaryota; Viridiplantae; Streptophyta; Magnoliopsida; Solanales; Solanaceae
Exons: 1
Coding region: 1-711 (236 amino acids)
Biological process (GO): DNA integration
Molecular function (GO): nucleic acid binding
Source: RefSeq, a predicted model, not a curated record